CAUUUGUGGAAGUGGGAGGGGGAGCCUGGGAGGCUUUAAUGAGCCCACACUGGGCUGUCAUCAUCGGGUGUCAUGUCGGAUGCGCUGUGGCUGCGAGAGGGCGAAACAAAAUGGCGGAGGUGGCGGAUUGAAAGGUUUCUGUGAAGACCUGGAGAUGAUUGCACUACCCAGAAAGAGAGGCCCAUUGAACUGUGGAGAUGUCCUCCGUCUGGUAUAACAGAUAUGUUCCAACUUUGCAUACUGGUUGAUUAAGGAUUUGGGUAAAAAUGUUCGUAUCAUCCCUGUUUUCCUGGUGUUCUCAGGAUGGAACCUUAAGUUGGUGCUUCAGGGCCUGAAGAGAAGUCUUUUCUUCUUGUGGUGAAUACUUCCUGGAAGCAUCACUAAUAGGAUUAGAGAGGAACUCUAUGGGUAACACUUACUUUUGGAAAAUUAUUGGUCAGCCAUGGUAAAACUUGCCAACCCACUUUACACGGAGUGGAUUCUUGAAGCGAUACAAAAAAUUAAAAGGCAAAAACAGAGGCCAUCUGAAGAGAGAAUUUGUCAUGCUGUCUGUUCUUCACACGGAUUAGAUAAGAAAACUGUUUCUGAACAGCUGGAGCUAAGUGUCCAGGAUGGUUCUAUUCUCAAAGUUGCCAACAAAGGCCUUGCUUCCUACAAGGACCCAGAUAAUCCUGGACGUUUUUCAUCUGUCAAGCCGAGUGACCUUCCUAAAGGAUCUAAGGGCGCUUGUAAUGAGCUUCGGAAUGUGGAUUGGAAUAAGCUUCUGCGGAGAGGAAUUGAAGGACUCAAGGAACCAAAUGGCUCUUCCCUGAGAAACAUAGAAAAAUACCUGAGAAAUCAACAUGACCUUACAAGUAUUUUCAAUAAUCCUGUAUUUCAGCGGAGAUUACGCUUGGGGGCCAAACGUGCAGUAAAUAAUGGGAGGCUGUUGAAAGAAGGACCUCAGUAUAGAGUAAACUAUGGAAGCCUGGAAGGCAAAGGAACAUCCAACUAUGGUUCAUUUCCAAUGUCCCUUCCACCAGUCUGUCUUUUGCCUCAUGAAAAAGACCAGCCACGAGCUGAUCCCAUUCCAAUAUGUAGUUUCUGUUUGGGGACGAAAGAAUCUAACCGUGAGAAGAAGCCAGAAGAACUCCUCUCCUGUGCGGACUGUGGCAGUAGUGAUCGGUCUGUUACCAGCGAUGAAGGAUCCAUGAAUGCAUUCACAGGAAGGGGGUCACCUGGUAGGGGUCAAAAGACUAAAGUCUGUACCACACCUUCAUCUGGUCAUGCUGCAUCUGUGAAGGAAUCAAGCAGCAGAUUGGCUGUUACAGACCCCACCCGGCCUGGUGCCACCGCCACCAAAAUCACCACUACCACCUCCACCUACAUAUCUGCCUCUACACUUAACGUUAACAAGAAAACCAAAGGGCUUAUUGAUGGCCUUACUAAGUUUUUUACACCAUCACCUGAUGGUCGCAGAUCACGAGGUGAAAUAAUAGACUUUUCAAAGCAUUAUCGUCCAAGGAAAAUGGCCUCUCAGAAACAAACAUGUACUUCUCAUGUGUUGGCUACAGGUACCACACAAAAGCUAAAACCUUCUUCACUCCCACCCCCAAACCCCAUCACUGGUCAGAGCCCCAGUUCACAAAAAUCCAGCACUUCCAUCUCUUCUAAUUCUCCCCAAAGUGCCUCCAGUCAGUCAAGCGCACCCUCCUUUAGCAGCCUUCCUAAUAACAGUCAGCUAAAGGGACUCUUUGAUGGACUUUCUCAUAUUUAUGCCACUCAGGGACAGUCACGAAAAAAGGGACACCCAAGUUAUGCACCGCCCAAGCGUUUGCGUCGUAAAGCACCGUUCUCUUCCACAUCCAAAUCUAAUACAGCUUUCUGUGGAAAGAAAGAGAUUAGAAGUAGGUUUAUUUCUCAUUCCUCCGCCUCUGGAUGGGGUAUGUCUAGAGGACAUGCUUUUAAAGCAAUUGCUCACUUCAAGCAAACAACUUGCCUUAAAAAGCGCAUGAUUCUAGGCAGAUUAAAGUAUAAAGUGACCCCUCAGAUGGGGACCCCCUCACCAGGGAAGGGGAGCUUGGCAGACGGAAGGAUUAAACCUGAUCAGGAUGAUGGUACAGAAAUCAAAAUAAGCAUCAAACAAGAAAACUCAGAUCUGUUUCUGGUGGGAAGCAAGGAUAUUGUAACAGAAGAAGAUUUGGAAAUGUUUAAGCAAGCCCAGGAACUAGCAAUGGAGAAGAUCGGUUGUAAAAAUGGUGGAGAAACAAAUGGACGGUACCCUUCUGUGAUUGAAUUUGGGAAGUAUGAAAUCCAGACUUGGUACUCCUCGCCUUACCCUCAAGAAUAUGCAAGACUAUCAAAGCUUUUCCUGUGUGAAUUUUGUCUUAAAUAUAUGAAGAGUAAAAAUAUUUUGCUAAGGCAUUCUAAGAAGUGUGGCUGGUUUCAUCCUCCAGCCAAUGAAAUCUACAGGAGGAAGGAACUUUCAGUCUUUGAGGUUGAUGGGAAUAUGAGCAAAAUUUAUUGCCAAAAUCUUUGCUUAUUAGCAAAGCUCUUUCUGGACCAUAAAACCUUAUAUUAUGAUGUUGAGCCAUUUCUUUUUUAUGUCCUCACCAAGAAUGAUGAGAAAGGGUGCCACUUAGUUGGAUACUUCUCAAAGGAGAAACUCUGCCAGCAGAAGUACAAUGUCUCCUGCAUAAUGAUUAUGCCCCAGUACCAAAGGCAAGGAUUUGGAAGGUUUCUCAUUGAUUUCAGUUAUUUGCUAUCUAGAAGAGAGGGACAAGCAGGAUCACCUGAAAAGCCACUCUCUGAUCUGGGUCGUGUCUCCUACUUGGCCUAUUGGAAAAGUGUUGUACUGGAAUAUCUUUACUGCCAUCACGAGAAACAGAUCAGCAUCAAAGGAAUGAGCCGAGCAACCGGGAUGUGUCCCCAUGACAUUGCCACCACCCUGCAGCAGCACAGCAUGAUAGACAGGAGAGAAGAAAAAUUUAUAGUAAUUAAAAGGGAAAAACUGAUUUCAAGUCACAUGGAGAAACUGAAAACCAAUCCACGCAUCAACGAAGUAGAUCCAGAAAGCUUGAGGUGGACCCCCCUUUUAGUUCCUAAUGCAGCAGUUUCUGAGGAAGAGAGAGAAGCUGAAAAAGAGGCUGAGCGACUGAUGGAACAAGCAAGCUGCUGGGAAAAAGAAGAGCAAGAGCUGUUUUCCACAAGAGCUAACAGACAAUUGUCAGCAAAAGUGCAGUCUAAAAACAAGUAUUUGCGAUCUCCAGAAAAUGUAUCAGUAAUAGUAGAGAAAGGGCAAUCCACAGAGGCACCAAAAGAAAGCAGUGGAGAUGAAGAGGAGGAGGAGGAGGAAGAAGAGGAAGAUGUAGAAGAGUGUAUGGAUGGACAUCAUCAAAAUUCUUCUCCCAGGCUGUCAAAAUUGCAGGUGCUUGCUGUGAAGAGAAAGAGACCUUUCGUAUUGAAAAAGAAAAGAGGUCGUAAACGCAGAAAGAUUAAUAGCAGUGUUACAACAGAGACCAUUUCUGAAACCACCGAAGUUCUGAAUGAGCCUUUUGAUAAGUCCGAAGAAGAGCAAUCCAUGACGCAAGUGGAAACCACUUUUGACAUGGAUGGGGGAAGUAAUGAAUUAAAGGCUGGUAUUCAAAAGGUGUUCCAGUCUCACUCUGAGGAGAGGGACGAAAAUGAACAAGAGGAAGAGGAACAAGAGAAAGACAAUCACAAUUACCAAAAUGAUACUCUAUGCAGAGCUAAUGCAGAAAAAGAUGCAGCCAUCCUGGAAGAAGUCAGUAAAGACAAUCCUCAGCCAAUAAUGUGUAAGCAAGGGUGGCCAAAAGGAAUGAAACAGUGUCCAUCCAAAUGGAGGCAAAGCAAAGAAAGAAAAACAGGUUUUAAGCUUAAUUUGUACACUCCGCCUGAGACUCCUAUGGAGCCUGACUAUCAGGUGAUGGGAGAAGAUUCAAAAGAACUGGCUGAAAGCAACUCGUCCCAAGAUUCUGCUGACAGAGAAGAAAUGAAACCCUCUGAAACCAUUUUGCCAUGUAAAAAUGAGGCAAGAGACUCGGUGUCUGAGUACUUGGAGCUAUGCAGAACAGAAAAAAACACGUUGCCGUGUGAAGAUGAGGCAAGCGACUCAGUAUCUGAGUAUUUGGAGCUAUGCAGAACAGAAAAACCAGAAGAGGAGGAAAAUAACACAGCAGAAGUGGAAAGUGUAAAUAGCCAGGAUAAAAACCAGCAAGAGGAAACUGAAAUGGAGAAAGAGGAGCCUGAGCAUUUGGAGCCUGAUGAAGAAGAAGAGGAGGAAAAAUCUCGUAAUGAGGAUCGUGAUGCUGAUGAUGAGGAUGAGAGCCACAUGUGUUCAGCAGAAGUGGAGACUCAGGAGGCAGCACCGGAAGGAGCACUCCAAGAAGUACUGGAGAAUCAGGAGUCUUUUUUAGAUGCAAAUGAACUGAAUGGAAAAUCAAAUCAGGAAGAUGCAAUAGACUGCAGAGAUGACCUUGCAAAUGAGUGCAACAGUGACCCUAAAGAGCUUCCUGCUGUUCUGGAGCCUGUUUCUGAAUUGAGUAAUGAAAAUACAGAAGAUAAAAAGCAAGUUGAAAAUAAGGAAUUAAAUUCUGCAUUCAAGGACACAAAUGCAGAAACCAUGGAAGCAGAUUCUGAAACAAUCCAAGCAGUAAAGUCUCUAACACAGGAAACAACAGAACAUGAAGAUGCAUUUCAGGAUUCUGCAGAGACUCAGGAGGCAUGUCAAAGCCUGCAGACAUAUACCAAUACUGAUGGAAAUCCCCAGAUAAGCACCUUGGAUGACUGUCAACAGUCUGAUCACAGUAGUCCUGGCUCAUCUGUACAGUCCCAUCCCAGCCAGUCAGUUCGUUCUGCUAAUAGUCCAAAUGUGCCUCCAUUGGAAACCAGUUACACUCAAAUCAGCCCUGAUCAAAAUGCUAUCUCUGUUCCAUCUCUGCAGAAUAUGGAAACCAGUCCCAUGAUGGAUGUUCCAUCCGUUUCUGACCAUUCUCAGCAGGUUGUUGACAGUGGAUUUAGUGAUCUAGGUAGCAUUGAGAGCACAACAGAGAACUAUGAGAACCCAAGCAGCUACGAUUCCACCAUGGGUAAUAGCAUCUGUACAAACAGCUCCUCACAAAACAGCUGCUCAUAUAGCAAUCUUACAUCGACUAACAUGACACAGAGCAGUUGUGCCGUGACCCAACAGAUGUCCAACAUGAACGGAAGCUGCAGCAUGAUGCAGAACACCAGCAUCAACUCUCCCCCUCCUUGUAAUGUGAAAUCUCCUCAAGGUUGCGUAAUUGAAAGGCCACCAAGUAGCAACCAGCAGCUUCCUCAGUGCAGCAUGGCUGCUAACUUUAGCCCACCGAUGCAGUUAAGUGAAAUUGCAGAGACUGGCAAUGCCAAUAUUGGCUUGUAUGAAAGAAUGGGCCAAGGUGAAUUUGCAGCGGGGCAUUAUCCACAGCCAUCUGCUACCUUCAGCCUUGCCAAACUGCAGCAGUUAACCAACACACUUAUGGACCAUUCGUUGCCUUACAGUCAUUCAGCUGCUGUUACUUCCUAUGCAAAUAGUGCCUCUUUGUCUGCUCCUCUCAGUAGCACGGGACUUGUUCAGCUUUCUCAGUCUCCUCAUCCAGUUCAAGUUGGAGGCCAAGUCCAGGCUACAAUGACUCCACCCCCUAACCUCACUCCUCCUCCCAUGAAUUUGCCACCUCCCCUUCUGCAGCGUAACAUGGCCACAUCCAAUAUUGGCCUGUCCCAUGCCCAAAGACUGCAAACCCAGAUGCCUGGGAAAGGUCAUGUUUCAGUAAGAACUAAGUCAGCACCUCUACCACCAGCUGCAUCAGCCCACCAGCCACAGAUCUAUGGGCGUGCCUCACAGACUGUGGCCAUGCAAGGGCCAGCACGCACCUUAACCAUGCAGCGUGGCAUGAACAUGAGUGUGAACUUAAUGCCAGCUCCAGCUUACAAUGUCAAUUCUGUGAACAUGAAUAUGAAUACCCUUAAUGCUAUGAAUGGGUAUAGUAUGUCCCAACCUAUGAUGAAUGGAGGCUACCAUGCAAAUCAUGGGUAUAUGAAUCAAACAGCCCAGUACCCUAUGCAGAUGCAAAUGGGAAUGAUGGGAAGUCAGCCAUAUGCACAACAACCAAUGCAGACUACCCCCCAUAGCAACAUGAUGUAUACUCCUCCAGCACAUCAUGGCUAUAUAAAUACUGGCAUGUCCAAGCAGUCUCUGAAUAGUUCUUAUAUGCGUAGGUAGGAUUGUGGGAUGGGGGUGGGGGUAUGGAGACAGUUGCCGUACCAAACUGGCAUGCUAGGAUUUGGCCUGCACAAAUCUAUGUUCUUUCAGAGAGUAUGAUUUCAAAACCAGCAAUUGGUGUGAAUACAAAAACAUUUGUUGACACCAUUUUAAAAAUGUAUGCAGCAGAAAGCCUUAUAUAAAUGUGUUCCCAUUUGUAAUUUACGUUCGUUUGCUUUUUUUGUUUUGUUUUGGUAUUAUUAAAGUUCUGUGAUGAAGAGAACUUCUUCAAUGUACUGCAAACAUGCAAAACAAACUGAUGGUUCACAGCCAUUUUUAUGUGCCUGCUCCCAUUUGAAAUGUGGGUCUUAGUUUUGGAGUAUAUCUGAUGUUGUGCUGGACUGUGAGCUUUCCUCCUGUUCUGACCUUCCUUCCCUCCUCCGCCAUGUAAAUGCCUUUUUGCAUUGCAUUCAUGAACUGUUUUGUUUCUCAAAUUGACACUUUUGCAUGCCGCUAAUGUCUUUGUUAGUGACUGUACAAGUACUGUACAAGUGUUGUGCUUAACAGUAAGCCAUUCUCUUAAUUUGCGUUGUGUUUUCUUUUUCCUUAGGGUUUUCUUUUUAUUUUGCCUUGCUUAGGCUGUUCCCAUUUUGGGUGGGGGUGGGGGUAAAAUUAUAUUUUUGUUAAUUAGAUUUUUAAAAUCUGGUUUUUUAAAAAAAAGAAGCUAUGAAAGCUAUUCCAGUUUUGAUUAGUUGAAACUUUUUGAGUGCAAUCCACUGGGAAAUUCCCCUGUGUACUACUGUGCUCUUGCACAAAUCUGAUUAAUGUCCAUGGAGCUGGCACAGAAGAGUCUCCUGAUGGAUUACACCCUUGAACAUUUGGUGUAAAGGUGGUAACAUAACAUAUAGAUACAAUCUGAUCUGACUGCAGAUAUUCCCCCCCCCCCUCCCGAGAAGGAAAAAGGCAGCUUAUUGUUCCUUUUUGUAAUGCAAACCUUUAUCGAUCGCCAGUUAAACAUACCAAUGUUCAACACGGUUUGGAACAUUUUCAUAUAUAUCCAAAUACUUGGCAGAAUUUUAAAAGUUUAGUGAGUUUGGUGUAAAGUUGCUAUUUUAUGGAAAUGCCUCUAACUUUACAUUUUCAUUCCAUCUGUAAAUUUUUCUAUCUUUAUAAAAUAUUGGAGUUAUUUUUUAAGAGAAGUACAUAGGGCAGUAGCUUGUGAAUAGCUCAAAUGAAACUUAAAGAGCGCAUGUAAAAAGCAGAAGGUAUGUGUGUCUGUUUAUAUGGCUUCUUAUUCUCCUUUUUUCUUUUUUCUUUUGGUAGCCUUUGUACCUGUACAGAGUUGACUGUAAAAGCCAAGUGGCUUGAUUCAUGUAUAAAAAUAGACCCAGUGACUUUCUCUUGUAUUUAUGGUACCUUUUUAGUCAGUCACUUAAAGCAAAAACAAGCUGUACAUUUUAACAUGAAAAUAAAUUAUGAUGAGCCAUUUUUAG
Molecule: messenger RNA, 7713 nt
Organism: Sceloporus undulatus (fence lizard)
Lineage: Eukaryota; Metazoa; Chordata; Lepidosauria; Squamata; Phrynosomatidae
Gene: KAT6B
Product: lysine acetyltransferase 6B
Exons: 15
Coding region: 443-6241 (1932 amino acids)
Biological process (GO): regulation of DNA-templated transcription; nucleosome assembly
Cellular component (GO): nucleosome; MOZ/MORF histone acetyltransferase complex
Molecular function (GO): DNA binding; histone acetyltransferase activity
Source: RefSeq, a predicted model, not a curated record